AUGAAGACGGGACCCUCAUAUCCUAAGGAAGAUAAAGUAUACGAUAAAAUAUUUAGAAAGUCUAUAGAAAAUCCAGAAGAAUUUUGGGCCGAAGUCGGCGAAGAAGUUGAAUGGAGUAAAUAUUGGGAUAAAGUUCUGGAUAAUUCCAAUGAGCCCUUCACUAAAUGGUACGUUGGUGGAGAAAUAAACGCUUGUCACAAUGCAGUGGAUCGUCAUGUCAAAGCUGGUUACGGAAAAAAGGUCGCUUUGAUUCAUGACAGCCCACUGACAUCAACGAUACGCAAAGUAACAUACGAUGAAUUAUUAGAAAAAACAUCGAGACUUGCCGGUGCACUAGCUAAUAUGGGAGUGCAAAAGGGCGAUCGUGUAUUAAUUUAUAUGCCUCUUGUUCCUGAAACAGUCAUU
Molecule: messenger RNA, 405 nt
Organism: Cotesia congregata
Lineage: Eukaryota; Metazoa; Arthropoda; Insecta; Hymenoptera; Braconidae
Source: the annotation of a GenBank genome assembly